This is a messenger RNA of Petromyzon marinus (sea lamprey), 2540 nucleotides long. Lineage: Eukaryota; Metazoa; Chordata; Hyperoartia; Petromyzontiformes; Petromyzontidae. The record is from RefSeq and is a predicted model, not a curated record.
AUGCCGCUACGCUACACGGCCGCUUACGGAGUUCAUCAGAGGGACAUCCCAACACAUGGAGGUCUCUCUGCCGCCAGCGCUGAUAUUUGGCGUCGGGUAUUUCCGAGCCCCUCGGUGAAAUCCGAGGUCCCCCGGGCUGCUAGCCCCCGCAACCCCCUUGCGGCGUUAACCUUCGCCUUCUUGCUCUCGCGUCGCCCGUCCGUCCUGCAGCUGGAAGCGCUGGGCUACCUGGGGGCCGAGCAGCUCGCCGUGCUGGCGGCCCAGCCGGGGUUCCUGGGCAACUCGAGCCUCGUCAUCAAGAUUUUUGAACUUUCCCUGCUGUCCUACGAGUCCGCGGCCACCUUCCUGGACAAGCUCAUUGCCACCGCCAAUCCCUCGACGCUGUCCGACCUGAACCUCGACGCCAAGCGCCUGGUGCUCACCUUCGUGUGGGCCCUACUGGAGCCGCGCUUCCCCACGCUGGGCGAGGCCGAGUGGGGCGGCGCGUGGCUCUCGCGCCGCCUUCCGCCGUUCCUCGUCGCCAUCCAGCCCUAUCAGGUGGCCUCCGUGCCGGCCUCGUUCAACUGCUCCGCUUUCCAGGCCUUCUACGACAGCUUCGAGAGCCUCUACGACCGCCUGCCUGUGCCCGUGCGCACCGAGGUCGCCCGCAAGAUCACGCAGCUACUACAGCCAACAGUGGCCGAGAGGUGCGGCAAGAACGUGACGAGCGAGGAUCUGCUGCUCAAGUACUACGGCUUGUUCUACCGGGAGGCCAACUUCAGCGACUUCACACAGCUCCUACCCAGCUUCAACGGGAGCGCGAUGAUGACGUCGUCCACCAAGCUGACCGCGUUGCAGCUCGCCGACCUCCUGAUCUCGCUGGGGCCGCGUGGCACGCGGGCCGACGCCACCCAGGCACUGGCGCAGUUCAGCACUUUGCCCUGGCCCUCGUCGGACCUCGUUGCAUUCACAGAGCGCAUCGGCAAGGGUGCCGGGCAGUUGAGCGACGAGGUGCGAUCCGAGCUCGUGACAGGGCUGUGGGGGCACCUGACUCCUCACCUCGUCAAGAUGAAAGAGGUAGAGCUGAGCACGUGGAUGGGCCAUCUCCUUGGGCCCCUGCUACCUGCCCUCUCGCCCAGCACCCAACUCUUCCCAGCCGGACUCACCUGCUCGUCGUACCUCAUCAUGACGGCUGCUCUCAACAACUCCUACGACAAUUUGUCCGCGUCCACCCAGCACAGCGUUUACCUGCAGACGAAGCAGUACCUGAUAGUGGAGAAGGGCUGCCCCUUGGCCAACGUGACGAGCGGCACCUUCCUCUCCACGUACCUCGGCAAGUUCAGCCGCCAAGCCGCCUUCUCCGAGUUCACGGAGAUCCUGCCGACCUUUCAACCCUUGCAGGUGCUGGAGCAGCUGAGCCCUGCGCAGCUCGGUGAGCUGGCGGGGGUGCCCGGGCUGCUGAACAGCACGGCCGUCGUGGACCAGAUUUUGGCGAACGUGCACGGCAUGGCCGAGCUGUCGAGCUUCAUGGAGCGCUACACCAACGCGAGCACGUCGCAGCCCAGCGUGGAGGUUCGCGCACGCAUGAUGAGUCAAGUGUGGGGGACGCUGGGCCCGAGCUUGGCCACCCUGCCCGACGCCCAGGUGUCCGUGUGGUUUUCGCGGUACCUCGCCCAGCUACUGCCGACGGCCACGGCGGCCCAGCUCGCCUCCCUGCCGCCAUCGCUCAACUGCUCCGCCUUCCAGGCCACCGUGGGAGGCCUGGACGGGGCCUACAGCUCCCUGAGCGUGGACGCACGGCGCGUGGCCUACCUGUGGAUGUCUCGCUUCCUCUCCGUCCUCCCCACAGAGGCCCCGCGCUGUGGGGUCCCCGCUGGCACCGCUUCAGGCUGGAUCCCUGCCAACCUCGGCCACUUUGUGCUGCUCGCGAGCCGCACUGACCUGCAGGGCUUCCUCACCGACGCUCAGCAGCUGGACGCGGCGCUCACGACGGACGCGGUGGUGGACACGUUUCGGGCGGCGCGUGAUCUGCCCUCGGACCUCCAGAAGAUGGUGCUGGGCGCGAUGCUCAACCGCAACUUCACUGCUGACAAGAUUCCGGAUUCCGUGAUUUGCGUUUACCCGGACGUGACGACCGUGCCCCCGACGGACGCGGUCCUCGUCGCCAAGCUCAAGGCGUGCCUCCAGAACGCCAGCGCCGUCUCCGCCAGCGCCCAGCAGCAGCAGCAGCAGAAGGUCGCCCUGGCGAUUCUCGCGGGUGCCGGGCAGCAGCUCAGCGGGGCGAAGUUGAUAGAGCUGGGGCCCGUUGCCCUGCUCCUGAGCCCCGCCGCCAUCGCCAACUUGAACGGGCAGGCGGUGCUGACCGCGUUGCCCACCCUGGGGCAGCAGAGCGGAUGGAGUCUUGCGCAGGCCCAGCAGUUGGUCAAUAAACUGGUCGGCAUGGGAUUCAACGUGAGUGGCACAAGCGCACGCGGUGGUCUGUACCCCUGUUAGGCUGUGACCCCCCCUAUAUGCACCCGUGACCCCGUGUGAACCUGUGACCCCCCCGACGUGAACCCGUG